UCCGCCGAGCAUUGUACUCACAUCCGGGGCUGGGUUUUGCUUUAAUGCGAAACGUAAUUAACCCGGAAAAAAGAACCGAGAGUCGGGAGAGCCGGGGUGGGGAAGGGGAGACGAACGCGCGGAGCGCGGGGCACCCGGAGCCGGGCAGCGCCCUCGAGAACGCCCCGCGGCCCGGAGACGCGCCCCCGCCCCGCUGUGACCCGGCCCCGGCCCUGCACGGCGGGCGGGGAGAAGUUGGCUGCGGGUCCUGGCGCCGGGGCCGCCGCCCCGCAACGACCGCCCGGGCUGCGGGUAGGGGAGGAGAGCCGAGCGCGUCCCAGGUGAUGUGAGCAGAGCCCAGGAAUGCCUUAUGUUGACCGGCAGAACCGUAUCUGUGGGUUUCUGGACAUCGAGGAGAAUGAGAACAGUGGCAAGUUCCUGCGGAGGUACUUUAUUCUGGACACCCAGGCCAAUUGCCUUCUCUGGUACAUGGACAACCCCCAGAACCUGGCUGUUGGAGCAGGAGCUGUUGGAUCUUUGCAGCUGACCUAUAUCUCGAAGGUGAGCAUAGCAACCCCAAAGCAGAAACCAAAAACUCCAUUUUGCUUUGUUAUCAAUGCCCUGUCUCAGAGAUACUUCCUUCAAGCCAAUGACCAGAAAGAUCUGAAGGAUUGGGUUGAAGCUCUGAACCAAGCCAGCAAGAUCACAGUACCCAAAGCCGGGACCCUACCUUUGGCUACAGAAGUUGUCAAAAGUAUAGCAGCUCCUCCCACCCUAGAGAAGAAGCCACAAGUGGCCUACAAGACAGAGAUCAUCGGAGGGGUGGUGGUCCACACGCCCAUCAGCCAGAAUGGUGGAGACGGGCAGGAGGGAUGUGAGCCAGGGUCCCAUGCCAUCCUUCGAAGGUCUCAGAGUUACAUCCCCACGUCAGGCUGCCGGGCUUCCGCCGGACCUCCCCUCAUUAAGAGUGGCUACUGUGUGAAGCAAGGGAAUGUGCGAAAGAGCUGGAAACGCCGCUUUUUUGCACUGGAUGACUUCACCAUCUGCUACUUCAAGUGUGAGCAGGACCGAGAACCUCUCCGCACUAUACUUCUCAAGGAUGUUCUCAAGACCCACGAGUGUCUGGUUAAGUCUGGUGAUCUCUUAAUGAGGGACAACCUGUUUGAAAUCAUAACCAGCUCCAGGACAUUCUACGUUCAGGCAGACAGCCCUGAAGACAUGCACAGCUGGAUCAAGGAGAUCGGCGCAGCUGUGCAGGCCCUCAAGUGCCACCCCCGAGAAAUGUCCUUUUCCAGAUCCAUUUCUUUGACUCGGCCUGGAGGCUCCAGCCUCCCAGCUGGGCCUAACUCUGCCUUGUGGAGAGGGCGGCUGCCUGUGGAAGAGAAGAAAGCCCUCAGCAAGGCUCCUUCCGUGGCCUCCUCCUGGCAGCCCUGGACACCGGUCCCGCAGGCCAGGGAGAAGCUGCCCGCAGCCCAGGAGGCUCCGGAGGACUCGCGGUUCCUGACUCGACGCGGGGAGAGCCCCGGUGCUGGGGUGUCACCAAGUUCCCGGAUGAGGCACAGAUCAGAGCCCCAGCACCCCAAGGAGAAGCCAUUCGUGUUCAACCUUGAUGAUGAAAAUAUACGGACCUCUGACGUGUGAUGGAGCACAGUGCCGUAGGAGGGGCACGGGAGGCCUGACUCAGUGGCCUGACUCAGUUUCUCUGCCCUGCUGGCUGAAGGACAGUCGGGGACCUUGAGGGCCUCAUAUUCCUGAAGAUGCUCUGUGGGAAUGGCCCAGCCAGCUGGCUUUUUAAAAUUUUUUAUUUUGUAUUAUCAAUGCAGUAUAUUUAAUUUAGGAAAAUCACUAGGUUAGACUCAAAGGCAUAUUCAGUGAAGAGAGCAUUCCUUGUUGCCCUUGAACUCUUCCAAGGUCAUCAUUUUUAGUGCUUUCUCAUUAGAGGAGGUUAGGAGUUGUUUCACCCCUCACCAAGUUGUAUUUCCUUGCCCUAGUUUUAGGUUCUUUUCUUCUUUGGUUUUCAGUUCAUUCACAGUCGUCUGGUUUUUCCCCAUUCCUUUUUAUUGGCUAAUGUUUGGGGAGCAGUAAGCCACCUUACUCAGGCCAAAGGUAGGGGAGACCCAGGCUCCAGCUUGAGUGAGCUCCAUCUUGAGGGGUGGAAUCUGGAGAUGGAGGUAGCCAGGGCAGACCCCCAGGAGGCCUCCUGGGGGAAGAGGUGGGCAUCUCUUCUGAGGCAUGAA
Messenger RNA from Perognathus longimembris pacificus (Pacific pocket mouse), 2216 nucleotides. It is a transcript of the gene Plekha2, whose product is annotated as pleckstrin homology domain containing A2. Bases 343 to 1620 code for a protein of 425 amino acids. Gene Ontology annotation, molecular function: PDZ domain binding. The transcript has 13 exons. The record is from RefSeq and is a predicted model, not a curated record. NCBI's taxonomy places the organism in Eukaryota, Metazoa, Chordata, Mammalia, Rodentia, Heteromyidae. Gene Ontology annotation, cellular component: cytoplasm; membrane.